GGUACAGUAGACAAAAAGGUACGCAAUGUGUGUCUAAAAGUUUACAAAUGAAUUGUCAUUUAUUUUGCGAAAAAUGCUAGUAAAACGGGAGAUAUUCAUUUAAUGACCUGCGUUUAUUUGCAAAUUUGCAGUCGUAAAUCUUACUUUGUGUUCGUCAUAGGGUUGUUAAACCUGUGUUUAAUGCACUCCCGUAUUUUGAAUAAGCUUAAAUAUUCAGUAGUUAAUAUUAAUUACAGAAAUAAUCUGUAAGAAAAAUUGUUGCAUACUUCUAGGUAUGUGAAGAGUCAGCUUAAAUGAGUGCAAGCAAAUUAUUAAGUCGUUCCCCUUCAUAGAGUGCUCACUGUACGCAUGAACAUGGACCCAUUAAUUGGUUAGCCGAGCAAUUGGAGUAUAAUUACCAUAACUUCCCCUGGAACGACACCACGACGAUCCCAGUAAAUUAUAAGCCAGGCAGACACACGGCCACGCCCACUCCGUCGCCAACUACGCCCUCGCCCAUCGCGACGCCCAAAUCCAUUAAAUUCUAGGAAACCGUGCUUAGUGUCGAAAUGUUUAAAAUAAAAAACGAAUCUUCGUUCGUCCAAAUGAACCUGAUGAGGUUUAUUGGGCUUUUGCUUGAUUGCCGAACGAGCGGGGGGCAUUACAGUACCCCGAAAUGGCCAAAAACGUGUUUCCAUUAAAGCCACCUCCGAUAUGUCCGUCACGUGAGACGAUCGCAACGAAUCGGCGAUGAUUCAGCGUUCCAAGCGAUUUCUAUAUGCAUAUAUAUAUAUUCAUACUCAUAUAUUCAUUAAUAAACCGCAAACAUAUUCGCUGUCAGGUAUCCGAACUGGAGGCGUUUACCCUUGACCAUGUUUUGACAACGACCACCAUCACCACAUGGCCAGCAUGGAGGAACACCGAACACCGUUAGGCGUCGGAACAACCCAAUCCCGAACGAGAACAAUCCCAAACAAUCGAUCUAUUACCAUCUACCUGGGUCAUAACUCACGUUUGUCAUGUGCUCAUUGAGGGACAGAUGUUUGCGACGCGGGUAUGGAUAUCUAUCUACCUGGUCUGGCCGCGUCCAGAUUUCUCCGGAUUCCGACGACUUUUUUGCGUAACGAACGUCGCACACGAAACGUGCUGGCGAAUUGGUAAUACGAAGCCCUUCAACAGCGGCAUUGUCAGCUGGAAACCUCCAGAAUAUAAUAUGAUACUCUAUAAGAAAGUCAGAAUAUAUCAUAGUAAAGAUCCCAAAGGCUUUCCAGCACCUAUCAUACUAGUUCACGUUUUUCGUUAUACCAUAUUUAAAAAACAAACAAUCCAGUAAAAGACCUAAAGAUUGUGUGCUAAAUUUAUGCAAGAUGCCCUAUCUGUAUGGCAUAGCGGACACCAAGUUCCUCCACCAGAAGGUGAAAAAGAAGACGAAGAUCCGUUCGGAUAUGGCAGCCACCAAGUUCCAACGGAAUGAGUUCCUAAAGGGCUGUCCCAAGUACGAUAAGGACGAUAUACCCAUACAGUUCAGGACGACACCCGAUUCCCUUGUGGAGCUGAGCAUCAUUGUGGUGGACAAGCUGCCAUUGCCAUCGAUCUUCGAGUGGGAUGACAUGGACAUCAGGCGCUGGAUCAAUGGCUACGGUUAUCCACAGUACAUGAACACCUUUCGGGUGAACAUGAUCACGGGUCGCAAGCUGCUGCUCCUGGACGCCUCCGCUCUGUGUGCGAUGAACAUCAAGAACUUCGAUCACAUCCGUCACAUAUCCUAUGGCAUCCGGAUGCUCUUCCACUUCGAGCUGACCAAGUUCUCAUCCAGCAUCUCGCUGCCGGACGAGAAGCCCAACGAGCUGUACCUGCUGUUCCACACGCAGACCGGAAUGAACUACGACGAGGUGCGCAGGAGUGAUCUCUACCGACGGAUGCAGAUCCUACGGGAGCGGGCCCGCAACCUGGAUCACUGGGAUCUGCUGUACCUGUGGCUGCGCCACGAGCAGGAACGCAAGUACAAGGAGUUCAUCGGCAUGGUACCGCGCUCCACGAUGUACAAGUGCGAGGAGGCGGCAAAGGCGCCGGAGGAACCCGAGGACAUGGAACCCGAGGAACUCAUGUGCAUGACCUGCAUUCCGCCGUGCGACUGCGACUGGACCGAACGGGAUCUGCGGCUGCCGUGGCGACUGGAGUGCCUGCCGCCCAUGCUGGAAACCACCAUGAGCAAGUGGAACGCCUUGCAGGCGCAGUGCUCCACCUGCAUCCCGCCGUGCGAGUGCCGCUGGCCACCGCGAUUCUAUCUCACAGGCACCGUCAUCCGCUGCCUGCAGCAGCGCUUCCCGGAGAAGUUCUGCCCCAUCUUCGACGAGCGGUACAGGGCCUCGCCGCGACCCAGUCUCGUGGAACGCUGGACGCGAUUCUCCAUUUAAUGCGGUACUUUCACAACCCAUUUAUUUCAUAGAUAUAGUAUUCUAUAUUCAAGCUCUGUAAAGAUCACAGUUUAUAUCACAAAUACAUGCUCUGAAUGCGAAAAUCAAUGGAAUUUCAUCAUGUUUGCAGACUCAUCUGCUCUUGGCAUCUUAAGCUAUUAAUCAAA
Drosophila sechellia is the source of this 2563-nucleotide messenger RNA. RefSeq lists its product as uncharacterized. NCBI's taxonomy places the organism in Eukaryota, Metazoa, Arthropoda, Insecta, Diptera, Drosophilidae. The record is from RefSeq and is a predicted model, not a curated record. The transcript is spliced from 2 exons. The coding region runs from base 1347 to 2396 and encodes 349 amino acids. Gene Ontology annotation, molecular function: protein binding.